Entelurus aequoreus (snake pipefish) is the source of this 6283-nucleotide messenger RNA. It is a transcript of the gene mef2d, whose product is annotated as myocyte enhancer factor 2d. The transcript is spliced from 12 exons. The record is from RefSeq and is a predicted model, not a curated record. Lineage: Eukaryota; Metazoa; Chordata; Actinopteri; Syngnathiformes; Syngnathidae. Gene Ontology annotation, molecular function: protein dimerization activity; RNA polymerase II cis-regulatory region sequence-specific DNA binding; DNA-binding transcription factor activity, RNA polymerase II-specific. The coding region runs from base 1023 to 2630 and encodes 535 amino acids. Gene Ontology annotation, biological process: positive regulation of transcription by RNA polymerase II.
GCUCCCGACUGUAAACACGGUGUCCCUCCGCGCCGGGCUUGGACAAAGUAGGGCCGAGUCCAAAACCGCCGUCCACGCCACACUUGGGCAAAAAGUGAAAGUGGCCGCUCGGACGCACCGCCGGCAUCGCUUUGUCACGUCGUCGACAUUCCCACGCGUGUCGGCAACACUUGAGUGCCACGGAGUUGGUGUCGCUGCCCAAAGACUAGGUCAGAAUACACGCCGCUCUCUCAGUUUUUAGACUAGGCACCUUGUCGACGUCUCGCUGUGAGUUUCACUAAGUCCGCUUUAAGCUGACAUUUUGGAAUAAAUAAGUUAUUCAGACAUUUUUUUUUCCGGGGGAAAGUCUUGGGACGGCGAGAGGCGUUCAAAGCAAGCGGAGGGAUAUGAGCUAACCGCGGGUUCACAAGCCCCGCCUACUUCCCCGUUCACCUUCCGCCGACCGCGCACGGACGAUUUGAUUGGUCCGGCGGACUCGAAAGGCUCCCAGCCAUUGGUCGGACGCGCUGUCACUCACGCAGCGAUGCCUCUCAGUGCAGCCCAGGCUCCAUUUGCCAUAAGUAAAUAGUUCGCUUUACAUCAACUAACAAGAAUUGGAUCGUUCUCAUCCCGGCGAGCACGGCCGCUACUUGGUGGCCGAGAUUUGGAAGCUUCUAAGCGGACCGCAGCGAAGCUCGCAACACCCCCCCCCCCCUUCCAGCGGAUGCGGAUACCCUGAGCGGGAGCUGGCCAGCUGAGGUGAAGGGGAGGGCAGUCGGAUGUUUCUGUCCUGGAGGACCAUGAUCUGAGGACCACCUUCGUGCUCGACUCCCGUCAACCCUCUCUUCUUUCCACACGCCGCCGGGGCCACAGUCAGCCUCGCCCGCCGUCUCCUGGGGGGAAAAAAAAAAAAAAGCCAGCCCUGACGUGUGCAGAGAGGGCAAGCGGGUGUUUAAAGAAAUAACAGCCUCGUUCGCCUGUGACCCCUGACCUCGCACGCACCCCUCCCCGACCCCCGGCCCUCCCACCGCAGCAGCAGCACCAUGGGGAGGAAAAAGAUUCAGAUUCAGAGGAUCACCGAUGAACGCAACAGACAGGUGACGUUCACCAAGCGGAAGUUUGGCCUGAUGAAGAAGGCGUACGAGCUGAGCGUGCUGUGCGACUGCGAGAUCGCCCUCAUCAUCUUCAACCACUCCAACAAGCUCUUCCAGUACGCCAGCACCGACAUGGACAAGGUCCUCCUCAAGUACACCGAGUACAACGAGCCCCACGAGAGCCGGACCAACGCCGACAUCAUCGAGACGUUGCGAAAGAAAGGCUUUAACGGCUGCAACAGCCCCGAGCCCGACGGCGACGACUCCAUCGACCAAAGUCCGCUAAACGACGACAAGUACCGCAAGACCGAGGACCUGGACAGCCUCUUCAAGCGCUACGGCUCUGCCAUCCCGCAGCCCACCUUCUCCAUGCCCGUCACCGUGCCCGUGUCCAACCAGAGCGCCCUGCAGUUCAGCAACAGCCCGGGCAGCACUCUGGUCACCACCGCCUCCUACGUCACUUCCGCCCUCAUGGACCCCCGCCUCCUGUCGCCGCAGCAACCGGCCCUGCAGAGGAACACCGUCUCCCCGGGACUACCACAGCGACCCGCCAGCGCAGGUGCUCUCCUUGGAGGAGAUCUGGGAAACUCCAACGGGGCGUGUCCUAGUCCAGUCCCUAACGGCUACAUCAGCGCCAGGGCGUCGCCGGGCCUUCUGUCCGUCUCCAACGGCAACGGCCUGGUCAAAGUGGUCCCGGCCAAGUCUCCGCCCCUUCCCAAUCCUCAGAUGGUCAACAGUCGCAAGCCGGACCUGAGGGUCAUCACCUCGCAGGGUGGCAAGAGCCUCAUGCAGCUGACAGAAGAAGAGCUGGAGCUGGUGAGCGAGAAUGCUCAGCGGCUCGGCGGCUCGCAGGUUCCACAGCCGCUGACCACCCCCGUGGUUUCUGUGGCCACUCCCAGCCUCCUGGCGCCUUUCUCCGGCAUGCAGACCCCCUACAACACUGAGUACCAGCUGACGAGUGCAGAUCUCACCGCGCUGCAGACGUUCACGCCACCGGGUCUGGUGCCUGGCAACAUGGCUGCCUGGCAACAGCAACAGCAGCCCGCCGUCACCCAGCAACAGCAGUCGCAGAUCAGCCUGGCGUCGCUCACCAACUUGGUCAUGUGGGGUGCGGACAAGCAGAGUGCGGAGAUGGCUAACUGCAUCUCCAACAUUGCUGCUAACCUCAGGCCGAUGGCUCCCCUCCCCCACGGCGCGGCGCUGACCGUCAACACCAACCCUCACGUCAACAUCAAGUCCGAGCCCGUCUCGCCCAACCGGGACCGCAGCACUCCCGGCGCCACCGCCGGGGCCCAGAUGCACGGGCAGGGCGUGGCCGGGGUGUCCUACGGCCGCUCGCCCGUCGACAGCCUGAGCAGCAACGGCAGCUCGUACGACGGCAGCGACCGCGACGACGGCGCCCUGCGGGGGGGCGGGGGCCCGGACUUCCACCACCAGCCCGGCGCCGCCGGCCUCCUGCAGCCCACCAUGGUCCUCCUCAGGCCCGCCUCCACCGAGCCCCAGGACCAGGACGGCGCCAACGUCAAGAGGAUGAGGCUGGACGCCUGGGUCACAUAAGGGGAUGAACUCGAAGAACUGGUCCCCACACACACACACACACACACACACACACACACACACACACACACACACACACACACACACACACACACACACACACACACACACUCUCUUGUAUUUCUGACCUUCUCGAGACGUGAGAAAAAAGCCUCCCUCUUUAUAGGACCAGCCUUUCUAGAUAUAUAAAGAUGUGUAUUUACAACAUUAAUAAUAUAUACGUACUAUGCAAAUAUAAAAAAAGCUUGUUGUGAAAAAUUUGUUGGAAUUUCACAAGAAAAACGUCGAAUUUUGUCAGUAUUAUAAUAAAAGUCGUCAUUUAACUUGACGCAACUCAAAAUUUAACAAGAAAAGCUGAACAUUUGUGCGAUAUUAUGAUAAAAGUUGGAAUUGUACUCAAUAACAGUCGCAAUUUUGCAAGAAAAAGCUUAAAAUGUGGGCAAUUUUGUGAAAAGAGUCGUAAUUUUACUUGACAAAAGUCACAAUUUUUUAAAAAAGGUUUAACAUUUUGGCAAUAUCAUAACAAUAAUCUUAUAUAUUUGGCAAAAUGAUGACAAAGGUCAAUACUCCAAAAAUGCCACUAUUUUACAAGAACACCAAAAAAUUGGCAAUAAAAUCUAAUCCAUUAUUAUUAUUAUUAUUAUUAUUAUUAUUAUUAUUAUAAAGGUCAGAAUUUUAUUUUAAAAAGUUUUACAUUUUGGCAAUAUUAUAACAAUAAUCUAAAUUAUAUUUGGCAAAAUGAUGACAAAUGUCAUUACUCCAAAAAUGCCACUAUUUUACAAGAACAUCAAAAAAAUUGGCAAUAAAAUCUAAUCCAUUAUUAUUAUUAAUAUAAUAAAGGUCAGAGUUUUAUAAGAAAAGUUUAACAUUUUGGCAAUAUCAUAACAAUAAUCGUAUAUAUUUGGCAAAAUGAUGACAAAGGUCAUUACUCUAAAAAUGCCACUAUUUUACAAGAACACCAAAAAAAUUGGCAAUAAAAUCUAAUACAUUAUUAUUAUUAUUAUAAAGGUCAGAAUUUUAUUUAAAAAAGUUUUACAUUUUGGCAAUAUUAUAACAAUAAUCUGAAUUAUAUUUGGCAAAAUGAUGACAAAGGUCAAUACUCCAAAAAUGCCACUAUUUUACAAGAACACCCAAACAAUUGGCAAUAAAAUCUAAUCCAUUAUUAUUAUUAUUAUUAUUAGUCUAAAAAAUGUCUGAAUUUUAUAAGAAACGUUUAACAUUUUGGCAAUAUCACAACAAUAAUCUGAAUGAUAUUUGGCAAAAUGAUGACAAAGGUCAAUACUCCAAAAAUGCCACUAUUUUACAAGAACAGCAAAAAAUUUAGCAAUAAAAUCUAAUCCAUUAUUAUUAUUAUUAUUAUUAUUAUUAUUAUUAUUACAAAGGUCAGGAUUUUAUUUUAAAAAAGUUUAACAUUUUGGCAAUAUCAUAACAAUAAUCUGAAUUAUAUUUGGCAAAAUGAUGACAAAGGUCAAUACUCCAAAAUGUCACUAUUUUACAAGAACACCAGAAAAAAUUGGCAAUAAAAUCUAAUCCAUUAUUAUUAUUAUUAUUAUUAUAAUAAAGGUCAGACUUUUAUAAGAAAAGUUUAACAUUUUGGCAAUAUCAUAACAAUAAUCUGAAUUAUUUUUGGCAAAAUGAUGACGAAGGUCAAUACUCCAAAAAUGCCACUAUUUUAAAAGAAUACCAAAAAAAAUUGGCAAUAAUAUCCAAUCCAUUGUUAUUACUAUUAUAAUAAAGGUCAGAAUUUUAUAAGAAAACUUUAACAUUUUGGCAAUAUCAUAACAAUAAUCUGAAUUAUUUUUGGCAAAAUGAUGACGAAGGUCAAUACUCCAAAAAUGCCACUAUUUUACAAGAACACCAAAAAUAUUAGCAAUAAAAUCUAAUCCAUUAUUAUAAAGAUCAGAAUAUUAUAGGACAAAUGUCAGCAUUUUCCAUUAAAAAGUAAUAAUUUUAACAUUUAAAAAAAAGUAAUCAUUUUACGAGGAAAAUAUUGCAAUAUUACAGAAACAGAAAGAAUAUGAGAAAUUUUUGCCAAUUUUAUAAGAAAAAAGUCGACGCAUUGUCAGAAAAAGACAGAUUUUAGUUACAUUUUUUUGUUUGUAAUUGGUUAUUAUUUAUUCUAUUUAUUUGUAAUCAAUUUUGGCCAAAGGGGGCGAAUUUAAAUUUCUUACACACACUUGUUAUUACAUAUGUUGGCCAGAGGGGGAGCACUUCAAAAAAAAAAUUACACACAUAUGUUAUUUCAUAUGUUGACAGUCAAUUAUUUUGGGACCACCCUCAUGUUGAUAGAUGUCACCACCAGGGGUGCUAAUGAGACAUUCUCUAUUAGACGCAAUGGUUUCCAGUAUUGAGACCAUGAUUUCGGUCCUCUUAUGGAAGCUACUUUUCCUUGCUGGUGUCUCAAGAAGGGUAGAAAUACAAGAACACACACACACACACACACACACACACACACACACACACACGCAUGCUAACAUGUACACUCGUGUUUCCUCACACAGACCUCGACACCAGAACCACAACCAGACCGCAUCUGGGGCGUCAUUUGAGUCUUUUAGGGGCCGCGUAGAACCCCUGACAGGCAGGACAAACAUUUCCCAGCAUGCUUUGCGUGCACCGCUUUGCAUGUCACGGCGAGUCGUCGUCGCCCGCGUCCGUCGAAGACGCGGGAAAAGUCCGCCCGAGUCGGACUGAGGGGUACCGAUUGGACCUGGCUGGAACGGUUUUGUCGCCGCGCGGAAAUCAGGGAUGUGUGUGUGUGUGUGUGUGUGUGUGUGUGUGUGUGUGUGUGUGUGUGUGUGUGUGUGUGUGUGUGUGUGUGUGUGUGUGUGUGUGUGUGUGUGUGUGUGUGUGUGUGUGUGUGUGUGUGUGUGUGUGUGUGUGUGUGUGUGGUCCUUCGGUCAGACUCGAUGUCGGUGAAGUGAAGCGCGUCGGGGCGUGUACAUAAAUAAUAAUGUGGCUUUGCGUGUGUUGAAGAGUUUUAUUGAUAAUAAUAAUAAUAAUAUUCAUAAAUGACGUCACAGGGAUUGUAUAUAGCAGCUCAGUAUUUGGCAGGAAGCAAGACCAGGCAGAUUCUCAGUGGAACUCUUUUCUUAUCGUUGACUAUUUAUGCGUGUACAGAAAUAGUGUCAUGGGGUGGAGCAGCCACCAGAGGGCGCCGUGGGGGACGGAAAAGGGAAGAGUUUUUUCAGUCAGCGAUGAGGAAGUGCACUUUACCUUCACACACACACACACACACACACACACACACUGUACAUGUCAGUACACUUCAGAUGUUGCACUUAUUCUCCAAACUCCUGAACUUUAAAUCAGGUUUUAAUUUGUAAUAUUUAAAAAAAACACAAAAAAAACAUCAAAUGUAUGUGGCCACGAGAGUCACACACUCUAAAAACAUCAUUUUCUUGACAAACUCGCUAAAAAAAUAUGUAUCUGGGAAAAAAAAUAAUUUUAGGAUUUAUUUAUUGUGUUUGGUAGUUGUUGGUUUUUUUCAGCUAACGUUAAUUUAAUGAUGUGUCGAUGUCAGGCUAAAAUGUUGGUCGUGCAGUUCAGAGGCAGCGCCACCAGAUGGCAGUGUUGUCUGCUGAUAAUCUUCUUUGUGGUCGCAUUCAAUAUGCCUUUAUGCAACCAAACAAAACAUGGAUUUUGCAAUACAC